This is a messenger RNA of Cotesia congregata, 1779 nucleotides long. The record is from the annotation of a GenBank genome assembly. Lineage: Eukaryota; Metazoa; Arthropoda; Insecta; Hymenoptera; Braconidae.
AUGUUUUACCACACUAUUAUUUUAUUUUUAUCAUUCAACUGCAACGUGUUUGCCUUUCGUAUUCGUUUAUUAUCGAUCCAAGCAGAUGAACGGAUUAAUUUAAUGAUUGAUUUGAUUGACCGUUGUCUUCCCAAUGCAAAGGGAAAUUUGUUAAUUUCCGAUUCAUCAACAGAUUCAAUGUAUAAAAACUUCUAUAAACACAUGAUUGGAUCUGUGACUUUGUUUAACGGUUCAGUGGAUUAUAAGAAGGAAAGAAAGACUCGAGUGUCUUUUAUUAUCAUGAUGGUAUCUUCGCCGUUGAAAGUCAAAGAAGUUCUUGCUAAUGAUACGUGGCGAGAUUUCAACCAGUUCUUCAUAAUCUUAGAUGGUGGAGACAGUGACAAUGGAUGCGUCAAUGCUCAGUCAUUCUUGAUGGAAGCUUGGAAAAACGAUAUACUUAAUAUUCUUUUUAUGUGCUUGGAUCAGGAUGGUCAAGUUCCGAAGGUUUAUAGUUUUAAUCCAUUUACGGACUUUGCACCAAUAGGCUGGGAAAAAAUGUUAGUUUUACCAGCGAUUUAUGACCAUCCUUGGACUAUGUUCGGCCAAAUUUAUGAUCCAAAUCACACAUCAUGCAGCAGCUUAUUUUUCGAAAAAACUGAUAAACUUGGAGGAUAUCUCAUAAAAGUUGGUGCCAUUAAAUUAUCUCCGUUUGUGUCAUACAAAUUAACCAACGGAACCACUACUUUUGAAGGUUACGAUUAUGAAGUAAUAAAGCUGAUCUUAGAGAAGUUGAACGCAACCACGGUCUAUAAUAUUCCCACUGUGAUAGAUGAACUUGGCAACACAACCACCGGUGGUGUAUUUUGGCUAAUCACACAAAAAAAAAUUGAUUUACUAAUGACUUCCUUGAUAGCGAGAGGCACCUUACACAAAGCUGAAUUGACAUAUCCAUACUUCGAAUCAAAGAUCUCAGUGAUUUCUCAGCAACGCAAGUUCAAUAAGCUUGGUGGACAUCUAUUCGCUUUUCUCCCCUCAUCGAUAGCAGCCUUGUUCUUCAUCACAAGUACUCUGGUCUUUAUCCUUCUGCGAAUCGUGUUCAACGACCCGUACUCAAGGCACAUCUUUGAUAUUCUUCGCGUCUUCUUGAAUAUUGCGUUGCCCACAUUGCCAUUCACUUCUCGAGGACGAAUAAUCUUCGGUGUAACACUAGUAAGCUUCUCAAUUGCCAAUAUCGUAAUCCAAGCGAAUAUGAACACAGUUCUAACAUCAAAAAAUGCAGCUAGAAAUAUUGAAAGUUUUAAGGAUUUAAAAGAGCUUAACUACGAAGUUUGUGCUCCUCCUUUUAUUAAGCCUGUGUUGAUCAAUGAUGAUCUAAAGAAAGUUAAAAUAGUAUCUAAAAACAUGCACUGCUCAGAGUUGAAAAAGAAUGAAGCUUUUGUGGGCAAAGAAUACAUCCUCCGAACGAUUAUGACUAAAACCUGUCACUUGUCUAAAAAACCACUGGUGUCUGGAAUGUUCAAUGCUUACUAUACUCGACGAAAUUGGCCGAUAUUUCCCAAAAUUACUAAACAAUUGUUAAUUUUAUUCGAAGCAGGCAUGAGUAAUUAUCAUAUCGAGCAUGUUUUGAGAAAUUAUCAGCGUUCGAAAUCUCAAGAACCUGAGCAGUAUCAAGUGAUAUCAAUGGAUCACAUGAGCUUUACAUUCAGUAUUUUCGUUGCUCUUUCUUUGGUAUCAUUAAUUAUUUUCUUUGUCGAAUUGAACUUUGAGCGGUUACGGAAGACUGUUUUUAGUCUUUUUUGA